AUGUUAACAGUUACCGAAUCCUUGUAUCGCACAGCUACCCGAGGACGUAAUUUGCAUACAAGACUUGUGGGAUUGCAACUUGCAAAUAAGGGUAUCGCUAGGAGACGUCGGAUGGAAGACUGCAAGAAUAUUGCAUACAAUGAGAUACCAAGAGAACAAACAGAAAGGCUUGCUACGGACACAAAGCCGAUGGUAGAGGAGGGAACUCGAGACCUUGGAGAGGAUGACGAAGAACACCAUGACGACUCAAAACGUACUGGAGCAGGAGCGGUGGAGUCGAGAUCAGGGGCAUCGCAGACAGGUUUCAUGUGCUCCUAUUGA
Molecule: messenger RNA, 321 nt
Organism: Sclerotinia borealis F-4128
Lineage: Eukaryota; Fungi; Ascomycota; Leotiomycetes; Helotiales; Sclerotiniaceae
Source: the annotation of a GenBank genome assembly